Propithecus coquereli (Coquerel's sifaka) is the source of this 1158-nucleotide messenger RNA. It is a transcript of the gene RHBDL2, whose product is annotated as rhomboid, veinlet-like 2 (Drosophila). Gene Ontology annotation, molecular function: serine-type endopeptidase activity. NCBI's taxonomy places the organism in Eukaryota, Metazoa, Chordata, Mammalia, Primates, Indriidae. The record is from RefSeq and is a predicted model, not a curated record. Gene Ontology annotation, cellular component: membrane.
AUGCAGCUAGGAAAGCAGCGCGAGCUAAUGAUGAAAAGUUUCUACCAAAGAGGAGUUGUCCCAAGGGCGUUGGCCUUGUCAGUGCCCUCCUGGGUGAGGUGAAGAAGGGAAGGAAAGGCCUUGAAAACCAACAGUUGUGCCAGACAGCCCAGGAAAGAGUCAUGGCCUGAGACCAUAGGGUCACCUGUUCCCUGGCAUUCAUGUCCCUCUCAGGUGGAGGGAGGACCCAGGACAAUGGCUGCUGCUCAUGAUUUGGAGCUGGAGAGUGUGAAUCUGGAUAUGGGGAGAGAGAUGAAAGAAGAGCUGGAGGAAGAGGAGAAAAUGACAGAGGACGGAGGAGGUAAAGGUCCUGCCAAGAAUAAAAAGGUCCACAGGAUUGUCUCAAAAUGGAUGCUUCCUGAAAAGUCCCGAGUAACAUACUUGGAGAGAGCUAACUGCUUCCCCCCACCGGUGUUCAUCAUCUCCAUCAGCCUGGCCGAGCUGGCGGUGUUUAUUUACUAUGCCGUGUGGAAGCCUCAGAAACAGUGGAUCACCUUGGACACGGGCAUCUUGGAGAGUCCCUUCAUCUACCGUCCCGAGAAGAGGGAGGAAGUCUGGAGGUUUAUCUCGUACAUGCUGGUACAUGCUGGAGUUCAGCACAUCUUGGGGAAUCUUGCUAUGCAGCUCGUUUUGGGUAUUCCCUUGGAAAUGGUCCACAAAGGCCUCCGAGUGGGGCUGGUGUAUCUGGCAGGAGUGAUUGCAGGAUCCCUUGCCAGCUCCAUAUUUGACCCACUCAAAUCCCUAGUGGGUGCUUCAGGAGGAGUCUAUGCUCUGAUGGGAGGCUAUUUUAUGAAUGUUCUAGUGAAUUUUCGAGAAAUGAUUCCUGCCUUUGGAAUUGUCAGACUACUGAUCAUCAUCCUUAUAAUUGCAUCAGACAUGGGAUUUGCUCUCUACAGAAGGUUCUUUGUCCCUGCAAAUGGGUCUGCGGUGUCCUUUGCAGCUCACAUUGCCGGUGGAUUUGCUGGAAUGUCCAUAGGUUACACCGUGUUUAGUUGCUUUGAUAAAGCACUGCUGAAAGACCCAAGGUUUUGGAUAGCUAUUGCUGCUUAUUUGGCUUGUGUCUUAUUUGCUGUGUUUUUCAACAUUUUCUUAUCCCCAGCAAACUGACCUGCCCCUAAU